UCAAGGGAUAAAGUCUUAUUUUCAAACGUUCUAUAGAAUUAUAAUUUUGGAAAUACCAACUAUUAUUUCGGGCGUCCCGAAUCCUAGCAGUUACCACAAUUCUACUUGGACCCGUAGGCGGAUACUAUAACUUGCGCUGCCGAUCUACGAACCAGGAUGGAUCUUAUUAUCUUAGUAACACUGUAAUUUCACAAAAGUAAAACUCCUGAGGGACCACACUACUACACAAGCCACGCGCCAACACAAAAUUACGACACAUAAGUACAAUAUACAUUUUAAUUUUAAGAUUUAUAUUAUCAUAACAAUACUAUAGAACAAACUUGUUUCUUCCUACGUAAAAAAUAAAUUAAUUUAAUGCCUAAUAUUUCGAAAGAGAGAGAAGAGGUUGUAAAAAAACAAACCGAAAGCGAACAAAUCUCUCAAGCAAAUUCUCUGUCCUUAAGACCUAUAAUUACCCCUUCACAUCCGACCAUGAAUUCUAGGACCAAUUCCUCACCUUCUCACCCCAACAACGCGGUUGUCAAUCCUGCCGAAUUGUUCUCUUCAAUGAGGAUUCCGGAUCCAAUCCGUUUCUUACCUCCGUAUUCAGGGGACCCGUUCACUCUGAACGAGUUCAUCACUAAUGUAGAAGAGAUAAUAUUAAUGAUCAGAGGCACGGACCAAACACCGUAUGGCCGAAUGUUACUUAGAGCAAUCAGGCAAAAGAUAGAAGGAAAGGCGAACGCGGUAGUUAUUGCGUCAGGAGCCGGACUUAUUUGGGACGAGAUUAGGGACGCCUUAAUCAGACACUGUAGGGAUAGAAGAGACGAAGAAACAUUAAUGACGGAGUUAUAUAAUUUAAGACGAAAACAGUUGUCUUUGCAAAGAUCUUAUGACCAAAUCUCUAAAAUCAAAUUAGCACUGUUCACAAUAAUCCAAACCGAAGAAACUGAACCAGUGGCAAUUAGAGUCAGACAAAAAAUUGUAUCUCAAACUUGCUUGACGACAUUCCUUGCGGGACUGAGGGGAAAUCUAGGCGCCAAAGUCCGAGCCUUCAGACCGGCAGGGCUAGAGGAAGCCUACGAAAGAGCAAUUAAAGAACGAAAUUUGUAUUUUACUGAAAAAGCCACACAGUUGGCACAAAAUAAGCAACCAAGCAGGCGAGCCGACCGUUUCAGGACAAACCAAAGCCAAUAUCAAAACAGAGGGUAUAACCAGUAUCAAGACAGAGACUAUAAUAGAUACCACAUAUUUUCAAUAGACAGAUCAAUUAUAACACAGAACACGACUACCUACAAAAACGAACGAAAGAAAAAAUUAAUUAAAGAAUUAAAAAAUUAAAUGAACACAGAACCCAACCAACCUCAGUUAAUCCAGACGAUAUAAUAUACAUGAAAGGAAACUGAAGAAAUCAAAUAACCCCUCCUUUCUCAAAACACAGAGUUUUAAAGGACAACAAAAUUACACUAAUUUCAACAAGAACCCAAAAAUUACAUAAAGCCAAAAUCAAAAAUAAAAUUAAAACGAACCCAAUACCCAUUGGUCUUACAGAUUCACGCUUAUCGCAGACCAAGACUUUAAAGACCAACAAUUAGGAAACGACACCCCUUUGCUUAAGAUAAAUUUAGGUCAAGAGAAGAUCGUACAAUCAUAUAAAUAUCUCACACACAUAAUUAACUUGCAAGACUUUUUAGAUAUUGUGGUAAAUUUCGAAAGAGCAAUUAAUAAGGGAAAUGAUAACGUAACUUCAACCACUAAAAAAACAGAGUAGAAAUGUUGUUACCCAAGAAAAGACAGAGACGUGGACUAUUAAGGUAGGGACAGGGAACUUAGACGAAUAAAUAAUUAAAAACAACUACAGAAAAUCAAAAAGAAAUAACAUUGAAGACUAACAUGCAGGAAGUAUUUAAUAAUGAUAUUCAGGGCAGAUUUCAGAAUAUUACAGAACACAUCAACAAGGAACAACAGAUAAUUAACCUCUUCUUGAAGAACUCCAAAAGGCUAUUUUUAAAACUAUAAUAUAAAUUCGGAACACCAAAUAUAACAUACAAUUCAAUAUAUAUCUAGAAUUAAUAUGAAUAUAGAUGUAUUAUAAAACUAUUUAAGUAAUAUCGAAGAAAGUUUGUUAUUAGCCAAAUUAAAAAUCGUACCAACCUUCAUUGUAUCCGAACAAGAAUUAACUAGACAAGAAAUAAACGAUUCAGAUCUACUUAAUUUGUCAGACGAACACAUAUUCGAAAUAUUAAAACUAGACACAUUUCUGAUCGGAACUAAGAUAAAUUUUAGAAUAAGGAUAUCUACUUUUAAACAAGACAUUAUUAGACAUUAUUCCUUUACCCAUAAACGAACCUAAAUUCAUAAUAUAACCUAAUUAUAUGGCAUAUCUUAAUUCGAAAGAAGUAUACUAUUUCACGAACAAAUGUAAUAGAGCAGUAUUUCCCUAAUUUUUGGUGGGUACUAAUUGCCAUAUAGAUCUUGAAAUUUUGUGUGUAGAUGGGUCGCGGUCCCGACAAGUUUGGGAAACACUGUAAUAGAGUUUACAAAUAUUUCAUAUGUGAAAAUUCGAUUUAAACCCAAGAUAACGUUAAUACUGAAUGUUUAGCUAGUAUACUCUCGUUAAACACUACCAAAUGUAAAGUCAGAGACACAGCACACAUAUUAAUUUUAAACACAAUUAACACUACCAUCGAAUCUAAUUGUACUUUCAAUAAUUGUGAGGGAUACAUUAACCAAAUUCCCUACGAUAAAGAUAUGUGAAAAUUCGAAGAAAAAAUAGAAGCUACCAUCCCUAUCAUUCAAAAUAUCAACUUUACUGAAAACAUUUAUGACAUUAACUUACACAAAAUGAAUCUAAGAUAAAUCAACGCUACCAACUCAAUUAUCUACUGGAAAAAGUUUACAACUACUAAUUUUAGAGCUAUAUAUUUAAUACUAUUAGUUGGAAUUUAGCAACACUUCUUUUGAUCAGCACAAAGAGAAAAAUUGUAUUCGCUACUAUACCGGAUCCGAGUUUCGGGACAUCCACUCCUUCGUUAUGGCCAUCACUUCAAUCCAGGAGGGGAGGAGUUACCGACCAGUCGGAAGGCAACGAGCCUGUGGCCAAACCACCCAGAGCUGCCCUAGGAAUGGUACACUGACUAGUGGCCACACAUAUACACUUAUGUAUGCAACUAUGUUGCAAUCUAUAAACAUAGCCCAAGUCAGUCAACGACCCACUGGAAUCGUUGCCCAACCCAUGUAAUGCUGACACUGCAACAGGAUGCCCAAAACCACUCGAAAUCGUUGAACCACUUCGCCACAGAAAGUUGACACGAUCAGCCACUUCAACAGAGUUAUGCAUAAACACUUUUAUUUCACUUUGUAUUAAUGUAUAAGCAUUUAUGUACUAGUAUAUAAGAAUGUACUCAAUAUACGAAUGAGUCUAGAAAAUAAA
Molecule: messenger RNA, 3412 nt
Organism: Drosophila ficusphila
Lineage: Eukaryota; Metazoa; Arthropoda; Insecta; Diptera; Drosophilidae
Exons: 2
Coding region: 355-1320 (321 amino acids)
Source: RefSeq, a predicted model, not a curated record